This is a messenger RNA of Cavia porcellus (domestic guinea pig), 4587 nucleotides long. RefSeq names its product ferritin heavy chain-like. The transcript is spliced from 2 exons. Gene Ontology annotation, cellular component: cytoplasm. NCBI's taxonomy places the organism in Eukaryota, Metazoa, Chordata, Mammalia, Rodentia, Caviidae. Gene Ontology annotation, molecular function: ferric iron binding; ferrous iron binding. Gene Ontology annotation, biological process: iron ion transport; intracellular iron ion homeostasis. Bases 3771 to 4316 code for a protein of 181 amino acids. The record is from RefSeq and is a predicted model, not a curated record.
UUUUACCAGGAAUGCUCUUUGUUCGUCUGGUUGACCACACUUUAAUUUAUGCUCCAGGAAAUCUCACCUUUGUGCACAGCACUGUCUGGAUAGAAAGCAUGCUUCGAAUCUAUUUCACCCCUCUGAGCAUUGUACACCAUGGACGCCUCUUCAAACACUGCCUGUUUGGCACUUUUCAGCUCAGUUCAGCUUCCCUCUGCAGCCUCGCUGUCCCCUGCAAGCGGUGUGAAGACUAGAAAGGAAGGAUUAGGCCUGGACUGGGCAAAGCAGGUUCACUGGGCUGGGUUUAUAAAACACAGGUUUAGAGAGGCUCAGAUCUACACUUCACCAGUUCCUCCUCCUCUAAUAUGGCCCUGUCACCCAGGUCAGAUACACCAGAAUUCCCAGUCUGGAAUGAAACUCAGGCAUCUCUAUUGCAGACACAGAUCUGGGUACUUGGCAAUUCCAGGAUUAAAAGAAGGAACUUUAGGGCUAGGAUUCAGUACUGGCCUUCCCAGCACUGGGUUUAUUAUAAGCUGGGCAAACACAGGGAAGGCUUAUUGUGGCUGCUUCCAUAUGAUGCUCAUACCAGAGUGACACACUUUUGUCAUCCUCCUCAUUCUGCAAAAAUUUCCCAAAAGUGCUCCCCAGAUGUCCUUGUAACUACUGCCCUGCUUACCUUCUAUUCUUUCCCAAAGAAGGGUCUUCUGCACAGCUCUUGCUACCAAGCUUGCAGAACCUAUGAACCUUUUGAUUCCAGAGGGUCUUUUAUAACCCUCUUAAAAGGGGUAUGGAACAUGACAGAGGAUUUCUGGGUUUGGUAAACAUUGAGUCAGCUGCUUCCGCCUGUCCACUAAACUGAAUGUGUUUUUAAAUCUAGACUGAAUGCAGGGAAUAGCUUUUUGAAGUCUGUGAAGCUUAAGUAACAUGCAGCAGAUUGAAAAGUAACAUUUUGAAGCUCCACUAAAAGAGCAGUGAGUUGAUCACCUAUUGCCCUUCAGUGCACCCUGGCCUAGAUUCAGUGCAGCCAGAAAUGAGCACCUGUAAGGGCAGAGAAAGGGCCAUGAGAAGCCCUCCAGGACUGGCUGGUUGAACGGGAACACGGUCUCCUGAAUAUGCUGCAUUUUGUCCUUUUCUCCAUUUCCUUGUGCUCCUUAAGCAGUCCUCUAAGACCAAGAGCACCAGUAGUGACCGUGGCGAUGGGGCCCCACGUGGCACCUGAGGUGCUGGUGGAGGGUAACCUGUCUCUCCAAUCUGAGGAGCUGCAGUUCCAAUAGGGCAAUAAAACUCUGUUGCUUUUCUUCCCCUCUCUUUGUAUCUUCCCACUGCUUAGCCCAAAAUAAAGGUAGAGAUGCAGGAAGCAUGAGGCAAAACAGGCUAAACAAAGAGCUUUUGGGCCAAAGGAUUAAAAGAGAGUCCUUGGGAAACAGAGGUUUGGGGAAGGUCUCGUAAAAGAAAAAAGUGUCCCUGUGAAGUUGAUCGUGAACUCCUGAGCUCAUCUACAAGUGAGGUAUGCAUGGAUUUGACCUUGAGUAGACUUUUAGGUCUAAAUUUGAGCAGAGACCACCAGGCAUGGUGAGGACUGGCUAGGUGGGAAUGGUCUAAACAGUACUGUGAAUUCCUCAUCAGAAACCACAGAAACCUUCUACUGAUGGCACAGUAUUUUUUAAAUGUUAAAAGAAAAGAACUGUUAACCCAGAACUCUUCUCUAGUGAGAAUAUCCUUAGUGGAAAGUGAAGAUUUAGAAUGUGAGGCACCAAGGAAAGAUAACAGAAAUAGCAAAAUACUCUUAAGUGGGCUCUGAAAUUUAAGUUUUAUGUAUUGUAAACUCUGGAGAUAAUACUGAACAUAGACAAAGGGGAAAGGCAGAUCAAAUGAAAAGUAAAACCAAUGUUUAAAUUACCCAGAAGAGGACAGAAAAUGGGAAGUAGGAACAACAACCAAAACACAAAUAAUAAACAAAUGUUAAUUAUAGAAUGAUAGUCUUGAAGCCCAAACAUACAAAUAUAUUAAAUGUAAAUGGCAUAAAUAUGCCAACUAAAAGAAAUUGUCAGAAUGGAUUUUUUUAAAUGUCCUAAAUACAUGCUGUUACAAGACAUUUCUCUGAAAUAUGGUAACAGAUGUAGGUUAAAAGUGAAGCUAUAGCCAGGCAUAGUGGCACACACCUGGGAUCCCAGCACUCAGGAGGCUAAAGCAAGAAGAUCAAUGUGAGUUUGAGGACAGCCUGGACUACAUAGUGAGUUCAGAGCCAACCUGUACUACAUAGUGAGUACACUAUAGAAAAUGGUUUACUACACAAAUAGUAAUUAAAAGGAAGGCUUACUAUCAAAUAAAACAGUCUACAGAGCAAAGUACAGGGAGUAGAAAUAGAGAAUGACAAAAGAACAACUUACCAAGACACAGUUCUACAUGGUUAUAGUCCUAAAAAUGACUUCAAAAUACAUGGUGCACAACCUGAAAUGUGAGAUGGGUCUUUAGCUCUUAGGAGAACUAGAACAAAAUUCAGCAAGGAUAUAGAUCUGAAAACCAACAGACUCUCAAUGUAUAGAACAGGCCACCCCAAAAUAUCAAAAUACACAGAUUUUCAAGUCCUGUUGAACAUUUACCAAAACAGAACAAUUGUUGUUUCAUAAAACAAAUGUAAGGAAAUAUAAAUGAACUAAAACUGAAUAAGAAGCAAGAAGACAGCAGGAAAAAAAAAUCCUCUAAAACUUGGAAAUUCAACAAAAAACUUUUAAGUGAUCCUUUGACCACAGAGAAAGCUUCAAGGAAUAUUUUCAAAAUUUCUUAACUAAAUCAAAAUAAAAAUAUAUUUCAGAAUUUGUGGAUUGCUACUAAGGCAGUAUUUAGAUGGAAUCCACAGUAUUAAAUGCCCAAAUUAGAAAAAAAGGUUUCAAAUCAGUCACUGAACUUCCACCUUAAACUAAAAACAAGAACAAAAUAAACUCACAGCAAGCAUACGAAUUCAAAUAGCAGACAUAGUAACAAAUCAAUAAGACUGAAAAUUUUUAAAAAUUGAUGAAUGAAAGAAAAUGAUUCUUCGAUAGUCCUAUUUAGAGAUGGACAAAAAAGUUGCCAAUAGCAAGAAUGGAACAUAACUCUCAGACAUUAAAAGGACCAUAAAAGCUGCUGUGAUCAGUUGCAUACACAUAAAUUCAAGAACUUGUGUCAGAUGGACCAGUUAUUUAAAUACCAUAAACCACCAACUUCACAUAAUAUAAAGUAAAUAGCACUGAGAGCCCUAUAACUAAUGAAUUAAAUACCUGAACAGGAAAUCUCCAAACCCAGAUUACUAAAUUGGUGAAUUCUUCCAAAGCCCUAACAGAUGUAUUAAAUGUAAAUGGUAUAAAUAUGCCAACUAAAAGAAAUUGUCAGAAUGGAAAGAAAACCACUAAUUCUAUACACAGCUGUCCAGAAAGUUAAAAGAGAAGGAAAUACUUUCCAACUUAAUUCUGUUAAGACCAGCUUUGUCCUAAUAAAAUCAGCAUGAGAAAAGAAAACCUCAGACCUGUAUCCGUUGGGAACAUAGACAGCAAGACUCCUCAACGACCCUUUGGGAAAUCACCUGUGCAUCACUUUCUGCUCACCUGCUUGUUGGAGCGCCCGUCACCGGCCUCGCCUGCUUCCGGGAGUUUCUACUUCCGGCCCCGCCUACUUCUGGAACCUUCUUUUUAUACCUGGCUUCCGACUCACUUCAGCUCAGCCUCACUUGGCCGCAGCCUCCGCCAGAGGCCAGAGCUCUGCUGACUACUUCCUGGGCCGCCGGCCAGGUUCGCACUGACCGAGCCACCAUGGACUCUGCCUCGCCGCCGGUCCGCCAGAACUUCCACGCCGAGUGCGAGGCUGCGCUGAACGUGCAGGCCCGGCUGCAGCUCUACGCCGCCUACGUCUACCUGUCCAUGGCUGUCUACUGCGACCGCUCCGACGUGGCCCUGCCGCACCUCGCGCGCGCCUUCCUGCGCCGCGCCCGCCGCUGGCGCCAGCUGGCCGAGCAGCUCCUGCUCCUGCAGACCGAGCGCGGCGGCAGUGUGGUCCUGAGCGACAUCGCGCGGCCUCAAAGCGAUGACUGGCGCGGCGGAGCCCAGGCCGUGGAGUGCGCCUUCCACCUGGAGGACACGCUCCACCAGAGCCUGCUGGAGCUGCACGGGCUGGUGGCUGCCCGGGGCGACCCUCACUUGGGAAGCAUCCUGCAGCGCCGCUACCUGCGGCCCCAGGCCCGCGUGCUGGGAGAGCUGGGUGCGCACCUGAACCGCCUGCGCAGCCUGGGGUCCCACCUGCCUGGUCUGGAGAGCUGCCUGUGUGACGGCCUCAACCUGGAUGAUGACCCUUGCAUCUGAUAGAAAGUUACUUGGUUCAUAAUACAAAGAAAAAAGAAAAAGUCUGGUGAAGCACUCAGAGGAACUUGGACACUUGAAGGCGGAAUAUUUGGGCAUCCUUUCAGCAGUGAUCAGCGUCUUCCACGCGAUGAGAUUUACAGUAUGGGAAGGGUUGGAAGAGGAGGGGACAGAAUUCUUGCCUUCCCAUCGCAGCGCAGGAAGGAGGCGGAAAUGGACACUGCUGUAAUGCACUGUGGUGAAUGUUUUAAUAAAAUAAAAGAUGCACACCGAG